CCGAGCCCGUCCCGCGUCCCGGUGCCCGCCGGGGCCCGGCCGGCGGGAUGGACCUGGCGUACGUGUGCGAGUGGGAGAAGAAGCCCAAGAGCAACCACUGCCCCUCCAUCCCCCUCGUGUGCGCCUGGUCCUGCCGCAACCUCAUCGCCUUCACCACCGACCUCCGCAACGAGGAGGAGAAAGAUCUCACCCACAUGGUCCAUAUCAUCGACACCGAGCACCCCUGGGACGUGUAUUCCGUGAACUCUGGGCACACUGAGGUCAUCACGUGUCUGGAGUGGGAUCAGUCAGGCUCCAGGCUGCUCUCGGCGGAUGCCGACGGACACAUCAAGUGCUGGAGCAUGACAGAUCACUUGGCCAACAGCUGGGAGAGCACGGUGGGCAGCGUGGUGGAGGGGGACCCGGUGGUGGCCCUGUCCUGGCUGCACAACGGUGUCAAGCUGGCGCUGCACGUGGAGAAGUCUGGAGCGUCGAACUUCGGCGAGAAGUUUUCCAGGGUGAAGUUCUCCCCGUCGCUGACGCUGUUCGGCGGGAAGCCCAUGGAGGGCUGGAUCGCCGUGACCAUCAGUGGGCUGGUCACCGUGUCCCUCCUCAAGCCCAACGGGCAGGUGCUGACGGCCACCGAGAGCCUGUGCCGCCUGCGCUGCCGCGUGGCCUUGGCCGACGUCGCCUUCACGGGCGGGGGCAACAUCGUGGUGGCCACGUCGGACGGCAGCAGCACCUCCCCCGUGCAGUUCUACAAGGUCUGUGUCAGUGUGGUGAACGAGAAGUGCAAGAUCGACACCGAGAUCCUGCCGUCGCUGUUCAUGCGCUGCACCACGGACCCCGCGCGCAAGGACAAGUACCCGGCCAUCACUCACCUCAAGUUCCUGGCUCGGGACAUGUCGGAGCAGGUGCUGCUCUGUGCUUCCAACCAAAACAACAGCAUCGUGGAGUGCUGGUCCCUGCGGAAGGAGGGCCUGCCAGUCAACAACAUCUUCCAGCAGAUCUCACCUGUGGUGGGAGACAAGCAGCCCAUGAUCCUGAAGUGGAGGAUCCUGUCUGCCACCAACGACCUGGACCGGGUGUCGGCCGUGGCACUGCCAAAGCUGCCCAUCUCCCUGACCAACACGGAUCUGAAGGUGGCAAAUGACACCAAAUUCUUCCCUGGGUUGGGCCUGGCCUUGGCUUUCCACGAUGGCAGCGUGCACAUCGUGCACCGGCUGUCCCUGCAGAUGAUGGCCGUGUUCUACGGCUCCUCCUCGCAGCGCCCCGUGGACGAGCCGUCCCUCAAGCGCCCGCGCACCGCGGGGCCCCUCGUGCACUUCAAGGCCAUGCAGCUCUCCUGGACCUCGCUGGCCCUGGCUGGCGUGGACAGUCACGGCAAGCUCAGCAUGCUCCGCAUCUCCCCCUCCAUGGGCCACGUGCUGGACAUGAACAUGUCCCUGCGGCACUUGCUGUUCCUGUUGGAGUACUGCAUGGUGACCGGCUACGACUGGUGGGACAUCCUGCUCCAUGUCCAGCCCAGCAUGGUCCAGAACCUGGUGGAGAAGCUGCACGAGGAGUACAUGCGCCAGAACGCGGCCCUGCAGCAGGUCCUCUCCACACGCAUCGUUGCCAUGAAGGCGUCGCUGUGCAAACUCUCCUCCAGCACCAUCGCCCGUGUGUGUGACUACCACGCCAAGCUCUUCCUCAUCGCCAUCAGCUGCACCCUGAAAUCGCUGCUGCGCCCCCACUUCCUCAACACCCCGGACAAGAGCCCCGGGGACCGGCUCACCGAGAUCUGCUCCAAGAUCACCGAUGUAGACAUUGACAAGGUGAUGAUUAACCUGAAGACAGAAGAGUUUGUCCUGGAGAUGACAACAUUGCAGUCCCUGCAGCAGCUCAUCCAGUGGGUGGGGGAUUUUGUACUCUAUCUCCUGGCCAGCCUUCCCAACCAGGGCUCCCCGGUGCGCCCCGGGCACAGCUUCCUGCGCGACGGCGCGUCCCUCGGCAUGUUCCGGGAGCUGAUGGUGGUGAUCCGCAUCUGGGGGCUGCUGAAGCCCAGCUGCCUCCCCGUGUACACGGCGACCUCCGACACCCAGGACAGCAUGUCCCUGCUCUUCCGGCUCCUGACCAAGCUCUGGCUGUGCUGUCGUGAGGAAAAUCACAUCACGGAGCCUGACGAUGCCCUGAUCGACGAGUGCUGCCUCCUGCCCAGCCAGCUGCUCAUUCCCAACAUCGACUGGCUGCCCAUCAACGACGGCAUCAUCAGCAAGCUGCAGAACAAGCAGCUGGUCCGGCUGCAGUUCGGGAAGGCUCCUGGGCUCGUUGGCCACACUGUCUCUUCCCAGUUCGAUGCCUUUGUCAGGGCCCCUGGACAGCCCAAAAUUGACCACCUGAGGCGGCUGCACCUGGGCACGUACCCGACGGAGGAGUGCAAGUCCUGCACCAGCAGCUGGGGCUGUUCCACGCCAGGCUCCAGGAGGGCCCUCAGCAGGAUUGUUGCUCGCUGGUUUCAGCUGGUUUUGGUGCUCUCAAGAGUCACCUGCAGAUGGCAGGAGCUGGUUUCCCCCGUGGAUGGCCCCACUCCUGCGUGAUCCGUGCAGCAGCCCAGCAGCCCUGGCUCUUGGGCCCCCCUGGGCUGGCUGC
Messenger RNA from Lepidothrix coronata (blue-crowned manakin), 2610 nucleotides. RefSeq names its product mediator complex subunit 16 (gene MED16). The coding region runs from base 48 to 2558 and encodes 836 amino acids. Gene Ontology annotation, molecular function: protein binding. Lineage: Eukaryota; Metazoa; Chordata; Aves; Passeriformes; Pipridae. Gene Ontology annotation, biological process: positive regulation of DNA-templated transcription. Gene Ontology annotation, cellular component: mediator complex. The transcript is spliced from 14 exons. The record is from RefSeq and is a predicted model, not a curated record.